Labrus bergylta (ballan wrasse) is the source of this 3531-nucleotide messenger RNA. It is a transcript of the gene apbb1ip, whose product is annotated as amyloid beta (A4) precursor protein-binding, family B, member 1 interacting protein. Gene Ontology annotation, biological process: signal transduction. The record is from RefSeq and is a predicted model, not a curated record. NCBI's taxonomy places the organism in Eukaryota, Metazoa, Chordata, Actinopteri, Labriformes, Labridae. Gene Ontology annotation, cellular component: plasma membrane; cytosol.
AAGAGCUGCUGUAAAUCAGUUUCAGCAAAGUGAAUUAUUAACUCAGAGCGACACUCCUUCUGCUGAUUCAGCCAUUCUUCUCGAUUACACUGACACAUUUCUUUUUCUGUCCUUCCUCCCAAGACUUCAUCGACGGCUCAAGCAGUUGUCAAUCAGCCCCUCUGAAUUGAAGUCACACCAAACUUGACAGAAGUCUUCUCAUCUAAGUCCAGGUUUUAGUGGCUUUGAAACAGUUCCAGUACAGUGCAGAUAAGGCGGCGAUAAGGACGGCCCUGGGCUGCCUCGACAGGACCGUUGUGAAAGUGUUGAGGUCUUCUGAGCAGGAAUGCAAUGACAGGUCUGGACCUGAACUUCCGCAUUUAACAGGAAGAAGUGAAGAGCCAGAGCGACAGAUGCAAUCCACACCAACACACCCAAAUGAGCCUGCAUGUAACUGUUUUUUGGUGGUGAGCCUGGUUUGAGAAUAAUAUUUUUAGGUGGAGCUGGUUUCCAUGAAGCUUUCGUCUUGAAACUAACUGGUGAAAAUCGGAUUAAAAACAUUUGAAAAGAUGGACGACAUAGACGCCAUGUUCACCGACCUGCUGGGGGAGAUGGACCUCCUCACACAGAGUCUCGAUCAACCAACAGUAGUUCCUGAACCCCUCCCCAGCACCACUGAAAUGAACUACUCCAUUGGAUUCACAGACCUUAAUGAGUCCCUCCAUGAACUGGAAGACCAUGAUUUGGAUGCUCUCAUGGCCGAUUUGGUAGCCGACAUCAAUGCAACAGAAGAGAAACUCACGGCGCAGAUGAAAGAUCAGAAGGUGCCACCACCGCCCUCAUCAGACCUGCCGGCCCCACCUAAGGGCCUAAGCACCUACUCUGCUUCCUCCAUCGCUUCCCCAACAUCACCCGCGAGCAGCACCGGCAGCAAUGUUAGCACCCCAGCCUCCUCCUCCGCCUCCCCAUUGCCACCUCCGCCUCCUCAGUCUGCAAAGCCUACAAUGGAGGAAAUCGAAGCGCAGAUGAAAGCGGACAAAAUCAAGCUGGCUCUCGAGAAGCUCAAAGAAGCUAAAGUGAAAAAGCUGGUGGUGAAGGUGCUGUUGACUGACGGCAGCUCAAAGACCCUGAUGGUGGACGAGAGGCAGAACGUCAGGGAGGUUCUGGACAAUCUGUUUGAGAAGACUCACUGCGACUGCAAUGUGGACUGGAGCCUGUGUGAGACCAACUAUGAACUGAAUCUUGAACGGAUAUUUGAAGACCACGAGAACCUUGUGGAGCCUCUGUUAGCGUGGACGAGGGACACCGAGAAUAAAGUCCUCUUUCAGGAGCGGACAGAGAAGAAUGACAUGUUCAGAAACCCACAGAACUUUUAUCUAUGGAAGAAAGAUAAGAAAGCGCUCAAAGAAAUAAAAGACAGAGACAAGGAGUUGCUAGUACAGGAGAACUUCUGCGGGACUUCUGUCAUCGUGCCCGAUCUCGAGGCCGUGCUGUACCUCAAAGAAGACGGCAAGAAGUCCUGGAAGCAGCGGCUCUUCCAGCUGAGGGCCUCUGGGAUUUAUUACGUGCCCAAAGGGAAGACAAAGUCAUCCCGUGACCUCGUCUGCUUUGUCCAGUUUGACAAUAUGAACGUGUACUACGGCAAAGACUUCAAGACCAGAUACAAAGCUCCAACUGACUUCUGCUUUGUCCUGAAGCAUCCUCAGAUCCAGAAAGACUCUCAGUACAUCAAGUACCUGUGCUGUGAUGAUGCUUGGACCAUGAACCUUUGGGUGACAGGAAUACGCAUCGCAAAGUACGGUGCGUCGUUGUAUGAAAACUUUAAAGCAGCAGAGAAGGCUGCCGUCAGCUCCGUGUGGACCAACCGCAGCACGCCAUCGAGCUCCAGUUCAUCGACACCUUCUCCCACCAUCAAAGCUAAAUCACCAAGCCAGGCCAAUGGUCACGCUCCGAAGCCCCAACCAGGACCUGUGUCUCAGGACUUUGGAAACGUCCCUCCUCCACCCCCACCAAUGGCGAAUAUUCUCCCCCCACCUCGUCCUGACGCGUUCCUUCCCCCUGCGCCUCCUCCUCUGGCACGCAAGAACUCAGCAAAACCUCCUCCUCCCCAGCGACACCUGCCUACAAACUUCCCUCCACCUCCACCUGCAAUGGACAACCUCCCUCCUCCACCACCGCCCCCACCAAUGGAUGACGCCUUAGAGGCCCCGCCGGACUUCCUCCCGCCCCCUCCUCCUGCCGCCGGCUUUGGUUCUCUUCCACCUCCUCCUCCACCUAGUAACUCCUUCCCACCACCUCCUCCCCCUGGUAGUUUUGGAAGUAUGGGCCAAUCUUUGCCACCUCCACCUCCUGAUCCGGGCUUUUUACCACCACCUCCACCUCAGCCAGUGUUUACAGGAGCCGGAGCCCCUCCUCCACCUCCUCCCCCGCCGCCGCCUCCAACAGCCGCCGCCGCUCCAAGAGCACCAGUUAGACCGUCUGGCUCAGUGAAGAAGAUUCCUCCUGCCACGCCUAAGCGUACUACACCAUCGCUACAAGGAGGUGGAGGAGGAGGAGGAGGAGGAGGAGGAGGAGGUGGGGACUUCAUGUCAGAACUGAUGCUGGCCAUGAACAAAAAGCGAAGUACUUAGGCUGAACCAAGAAUUUGUGGUCAAGUCAAGCUGCGUUCGCACAACUAACUUUAUCAGCCUCGACUUGAUUUCAGAAAGAAACAUCUCCAACAUGAAGUGAGAUGUCAUCUUUUUUCUAAACUGCCUGAAAUAAAAGCUCAUUAAGCAGGGGUACGAUGUUUCUUUUUCUGGACACCCUAAACUGACGUGCAUCCAUACACAUCUGUGAUCCAGUGAUGAAGAGGAUUCUCUGUGGUGUUUCUGGAGAUCUUGACUUAUUUUUCUUACAUCCUCAGAGUUGCAAAAGCAUAAAAACAAACAGAAAUAGGCUUAACUUACUCAUUAGUUUGGCCACUGGUAGCAUGACGUGUUGUGGUCCGGACUACCACAGUGAACGGUGUAUUGUUUUUGUAUUCUACAUCACCAGAAAAUGAUCCCAUCAUCACAAGAAAAACAAGCUUUGUUACCCCAGAAAUAAAGAAAAAUCAGUCGAGAUGUCGAGAAAACAACUGAAUAUAAGUCGUUAUUGCAGGAAAACCAGCAUGGUCAUCUUAUAAUAACAAGAUAAAUAAGUUGUAAUCUCAAGGAAACAACUUGUAAUUACUCAUUGUCACAGGGAAAAGGAGUAAAUCAAUGAUAUGUAGGCCUAUGCAUGUUGGUUUAGGGUUUAAACUAUAACUGUACAGAGAUCUAACACCUAGGACUGAGUAUAAUCUGCCGUCAUUAACAGGAUUUAUCUAUUAAGGCAUCAAACGUGUAUUAGAAAUGUAAAGUUGUCUUCAAACUUCAAAGAGAAAGAUUUACAGAAUUGUAUAUAUAUUGCCACAUGUCUGUAUGGACGCCUGUAAAUACUUUAGAAACACUCAAUAGAUAAGCAUUCUGUGUAUAAAUAUACUGUACUUUUUAAAAGACGUCGCCUUAAUAAACUUUUAAAUUCCAUGAA